CGGCUGCACAUCUGCUGCCUGCCGGCCUUCAGCUCGCAGCCAGCGCACAGACUUGAAGCUGAGCAGGCAGUGAAGAGGAGCACGGUCACGGGUGGAUUCCGUCCAGCCACGAGCGCGAGGCGCGUGUCAGGUCUGCCGGGUGGCCUGCAGUGCCUUCUCUGCCUGGUUGUUCCUCAGAUUCUAACACAGGACACUGACUCCCAACUGUCCAUGAGAGUCCCCUGGAAUAGAGGAGAAGGCUGGAAGACUAUUUUGGGCACAGAGGUCAUCUGUGAGGGCACCAGGGCUCAAGGUCUUCAUGAGGGGCUUUUUCAAGUGGACCCAGCCCUCAGUCACAGUCUUCUGGUCACUAAUAUUUAUUCUCUUUACCAUACAAUAUGAAUACGGGAGUGGCAAGAAAUACGGCGGCCCCUGUGGAGGAAGAAACUGCUCUGUCUGCCAGUGUCUUCCUGAAAAGGGAUCUCGGGGUCAUCCAGGACCACUGGGGCCACAGGGACCAAUAGGGCCCUUGGGACCCCCGGGACCCAUUGGGAUUCCGGGAGAAAAAGGAAUGAGAGGUGACAGUGGCCUUCCUGGACCAGCAGGGGAAAAAGGAGACAAGGGUCCAACUGGUGUCCCUGGAUUUCCAGGCUUGGAUGGUGUUCCUGGUCACCCGGGGCCUCCAGGACCCAGAGGCAAACCUGGUGUGGAUGGCUACAAUGGCUCAAGAGGGGAUCCUGGAUUUCCAGGAGAAAGAGGAGGUCCAGGCCCGGGAGGCCCCCCUGGUCACCCUGGGGAAAAAGGAGAAAAAGGAAGGUCAGUGUUCAUUUCAGGCGGCUUUAAAGGUAUUCAGGGAGACCGUGGGGACCCAGGACCACCCGGCUUACCUGGACUUAGGGGUCCACAGGGAUCAACAGGACCCAUGGGGCAUGCUGGUGCACCAGGGCUGACGGGACGAGUCGGUCAUCCUGGGAGCCCUGGGUUGAAGGGAGAUUCUGCUGCGGGACUAAAAGGGCAGAAGGGAGACCAGGGUGAGGUUGGCCAGCAUGGUCCUCCUGGGCCCACCGUAGUUGUGCAGCCACCUGAGUUGAGUCUCUAUAAAGGAGAGAAGGGUAUAAAAGGAAUUCCUGGAAUGAUUGGACCUCCAGGACCUCCAGGACGCAAGGGAGUGCCUGGUAUCGGGAUGAAAGGCGAGAAAGGCAUUCCUGGGUUCCCAGGGCCCCGGGGUGAGCCUGGUUCCCAUGGAUCUCCAGGUUUUCCAGGACUCAAGGGGGAACAAGGACUGGCUGGAGGUCCUGGGAUGUUUGGAUUUCUUGGUCCAAAGGGGGAUCCUGGAGAUCGCGGGUACCCAGGACCACCAGGCAUUUUGGUAACUCCACCACCUCCACUCAAAGGUCCUCCAGGGGACCCAGGGCCUCCAGGCCGCUAUGGAGAACUUGGAGAAGUUGGACUGCAGGGUCCACGAGGACCCCCAGGCAGACCAGGGGAAACUUGUCCAGGCAUGGUGGGUUUCCCAGGGUUACCUGGUCUUCCAGGACUUCCAGGGGAAGCUGGUAGUCCAGGAAGAGUCUUCUGUGCCCCAGGAGAACCAGGGAAGCCAGGACCGCCUGGCCUGCCUGGAGCACCAGGACCAAAGGGGACCCCUGGCCCAGAUGUGUUAUAUUGUAGUCCUGGGUGUCCUGGACCAAUAGGAGAAAAGGGGAAAAUGGGUCCCCCAGGAAGAAGAGGAGCCAAAGGAGAAAAAGGAAAUGAGGGACUCUGUACCUGUCCUCCUGGUCCCAUGGGACCCCCUGGCCCUCCAGGCCUUCCUGGAAGACAAGGAAGUAAAGGAGACUUAGGGCUUCCUGGCUGGCAUGGAGAAAAGGGCGAUCCAGGCCAGCCUGGUGCUGCAGGACCGCCAGGACCACCGGGAAAACCUGGUGCCUUGGGGCCCCCUGGCCACAAAGGGGCAAAGGGUGAUAUGGUCAUAUCAAGAGUGAAAGGGAAAAAAGGAGAAAGAGGACUUGAUGGGCCACCAGGAUUUCCAGGACCACAUGGGCAAGAUGGUCAGGAUGGACGUCCUGGAGAAAGAGGGGAUCCUGGGCCUCGAGGAGACCAUGAGGAUGCAGUCCCAGGAGAGAGAGGACGUCCCGGACUGCCAGGGCCUCCAGGAAGAGCAGGACCCGCGGGGCCUCCAGGCUUGGGAUUUCCAGGCCCACCAGGACAGAGAGGCCGACCAGGAGAGCCGGGGAGCCCAGGCGUGAGGGGCUUUGAUGGCAUGAAGGGGCAGAGAGGUGACACCAUUCCUCAUAACGUAACUUACCCGGGGAGACCAGGCCUGCCAGGCUUUGAUGGGCCUCCAGGUCUGAAGGGAUUUCCAGGUCCCCCGGGUGCUCCUGGAAUGAGAUGUCCAGAUGGGCAGAAAGGCCAGCGGGGCAAACCAGGGAUGUCUGGAGCCCCAGGUCCACCUGGUUUUCGAGGGGACAUGGGAGAUCCGGGCAUCAAAGGUGAAAAGGGGACCUCUCCUAUUGGACCCCCAGGACUACCUGGGUCUCCUGGAAUGGAUGGCCAGAGAGGAAUCCCAGGAGACCCUGCUUUUGGAGACCCAGGACCCCCUGGGGAUAGGGGUCUUCCAGGAGCACCAGGCAUAAAAGGACAAAAAGGUUACCCAGGAUGUCCAGGACCUGAAGGGCCGCCUGGCAUCCCCGGAUCUCCGGGUCUCAAAGGUCCCAAAGGCAGAGAGGGAAAUCCUGGGUUUCCGGGAAUCCCAGGAGACCCUGGACAUUCCUGUGAAAGAGGUGCUCCAGGGAUCCCAGGACAACCAGGACUUCCUGGAGCUCCGGGUAGUCCAGGGGCCCCAGGUUGGAAAGGUCAUCCAGGAGAUAGGGGGCCUCCCGGACCAGCUGGGAUGAAAGGCCUUCCUGGCCUCCCAGGCCUACCGGGAGCAGAUGGUCUUCGAGGGCCUCCUGGGAUUCCAGGCCCCGCUGGAGAACAUGGCCCACCUGGUCUUCCAGGCCUAAAGGGACACCCAGGGCUGCCUGGCUUCCCUGGUUUUCCAGGAGAGAGAGGAAAGUCGGGCCCAGAUGGACAACCUGGAAGAAAGGGACAAAGUGGAGAGAAAGGCUGGCCUGGCUUGCGGGGAGACCUGGGCGAGAGAGGUGCCAAAGGAGACAGAGGACCUCCUGGUGAUCCAGGAGAAAUAGCCAUCAUUUCCAAGAAGGGGGAACCCGGAGAUGCUGGGCCUCCAGGAGAUGGUGGGUUCCCAGGGAGGAGAGGUGAUAAAGGAAGCCCAGGGAUACAAGGGGCAAGAGGAGAUCCUGGAAGAGAUGGACCACCUGGACUACACAGAGGGCAGCCUGGGAUGAACGGGCCUCCUGGGCCUCCUGGUGCUCCUGGCCCUCCGGGAUUACCUGGACUAAGAGGAGUCAUUGGUUUUCCGGGAUUUCCAGGUGACCAGGGUGAUCCAGGUUCUCCAGGCCCCCCUGGAUUCUCGGGAGAUGAUGGAGCAAGAGGACCUAAAGGAAGCAAAGGCGACCCUGCCAGUCGGCACGGUCCACCUGGCCCGAAGGGUGAGCCGGGCACCCCUGGAUUCCAAGGACAAACUGGAGCCCCCGGAGAGAAAGGCUUUCCUGGAGUUGAAGGGUCCCGAGGACCACCAGGAAGACCUGGACAGCCUGGCUCUUCUGGACCACCGGGGAGUCCAGGUGACCCAGGGAUACCUGGGCUCAAGGGCCCCCCAGGAGAAGAGGGAGACCCCGGGCCAAGAGGUGACCCGGGAUAUUUAGGGAGGCCAGGUCCUCCCGGAGUAAAAGGGCCCCCCGGGUCUCCUGGUCUGAAUGGGUUACAUGGUCUGAAAGGUGAGAAAGGAGCAAAAGGUGCCUCAGGUUUGUUUGAAAUGGGUCCACGUGGGCCAAUGGGAAUGCCUGGGCUAAAAGGAGAGAGAGGUGACCCUGGGAGCCCAGGGAUUUCUCCCCCGGGCUUUCCUGGAGAAAAGGGCCUCCCAGGACCUCCAGGGAGACCAGGACCAGCUGGCCCCGCAGGGGCCCCAGGAAGAGCUGCUAAGGGUGGCAUUCCUUAUCCAGGUCCACCUGGAGACUUGGGACUUCCUGGCCCUGAUGGCCCAAGAGGAGUACCUGGGCCUCCAGGUCCCCCUGGGAAUGUCGACCUUCUGAAAGGGGAUCCAGGUGACUGUGGUUUGCCAGGACCACCUGGCUCCCCAGGCCCACCAGGCCCUCCAGGCUGUCAGGGUGCCCCAGGAUGUGACGGAAAAGAUGGACAGAAAGGACCAAUGGGAUUCCCAGGGCCUCCAGGGCCGCCUGGUUUUCCUGGGGAACCUGGAGAAAAGGGAUUACCUGGCCCUAAAGGCAGAAAAGGGCCAACAGGCCCUCCAGGCUGCAGAGGUGAACCUGGGCCACCUUCAGAUAUGGACGCUUGUCCUCGAAUCCCGGGACUUCCUGGAGUGCCAGGCCCAAGAGGACUGGAAGGAGCUAUGGGGGACCCUGGCCAGAGAGGACCCCCUGGACCAGGGUGCAAAGGAGAGCCUGGGCUGGAUGGCAGGCGGGGUCAGGAUGGCAUCCCUGGACCCCCCGGUCCCCCAGGACGCAAAGGUGACGCUGGAGAGGCCGGCAGUCCCGGAGCAACAGGCCCUCCUGGUCCUCCUGGUGAUCCUGGGCCCAAGGGGUUUGGCCUUGGAUACCUCAGUGGCUUCCUCCUUGUUCUCCACAGUCAGACAGAUCAAGAACCGAUCUGCCCUGUGGGCAUGCCCCGGCUUUGGACAGGGUACAGCCUGUUAUACAUGGAAGGACAGGAGAAGGCACACAAUCAAGAUCUUGGCUUGCCGGGGUCCUGUCUUCCUAUGUUUAGUACUCUGCCCUUUGCCUACUGCAACAUCCACCAAGUGUGCCACUAUGCCCAGAGAAAUGACAGGUCAUACUGGCUGUCCAGUGCAGCGCCUCUUCCCAUGAUGCCACUCUCAGAGGAGGAGAUCCGUCCUUACAUCAGCCGCUGUGCUGUGUGUGAGGCCCCGGCACAGGUGGUGGCUGUCCAUAGUCAGGACCAAUCCAUCCCACCAUGCCCACCGAUGUGGAGGAGCCUCUGGAUCGGGUACUCAUUUCUGAUGCACACUGGAGCUGGGGACCAAGGAGGAGGACAGGCACUCAUGUCACCUGGCAGCUGCCUGGAGGACUUCAGAGCUGCGCCAUUCCUCGAAUGCCAGGGCCGGCAGGGAACCUGUCACUUUUUUGCAAACAAGUACAGCUUCUGGCUGACCACGGUGAACCCGGACCUGCAGUUUUCCUCUGGUCCAUCACCGGACACCUUAAAAGAAGUUGAGGCCCAGCGCCAGAGAAUCAGCAGGUGCCAGGUCUGUGUGAAGUACAGCUAGAGAAUUCACAACAUGCCAGCCGGAAUCAAGAGAGACAUCCCAUGGAGAAAAAGCUCCCCUGGCUGCUCCAGCAAAUUCAGUGGUGCUCUCUCCAGACUCCUUCAGCCACGUCUUCUGUCUUAUUCCCAGCAUCCUCCUUUCGCUCUCCACAGGUGAAGCAAAGGAAGCACACGUGGAUUUGUUUGGUUCCGACCAAUCCAGGUGAAACCCACACAUUCUCCUUUUAUUGAAAUGAUGGAGGAACAGGCUUUAUUUGAACACGUGUUAAUUCCCAGAAAAGCAAGUGAAUGAAUGACAAAGACCAGAUUAUAAACGACUGAAAACUUCAUUCAUUUGUUGAUAGCAUCUCAAACAACUGAAGUCAAUUAUUCUGUAAUCCAUUGGGCUCCCGGCUAGAUUUUACAGGACAAAAAUAUAAAUAGGCCAACAAAUGAAACUACAAAGUAGAGAUUGUCAAUGUUUCAAAAUGAUUUUCUCUAUAAUCUAUUUUUUAAACCAUGCACUUUAAAUAAUUGUGAGAUCAUGGCCCAAAGAGGUUUUUAAAAAGGAGGAAGAAAAGAAAAACAACCUCUCUACACUGCCAGCAUUAGCAGUUCAUUUCAAAGCAGAAUGAGUCAUUAUGCCAGGAAGGCCUGCAGUCCCCAUAUUCCAGAGCCCUGACAUUAGCAUAAACACUUCACAGAUGAAUAUAAAACAUUAUGUUCUCUCCUGCAUUUUACAGAGAAUGGAAAUGCCUACUUUGGCAACCCUUUUGAAAAGUAGCAAUUAUAGAAAAAAUAUAUUCAAUAAGGGAUUAGGAGCCUAAAAGCUAUUAAUGAAUAUUAAGGUAGUGAUUCACAAAAAUUGACUCCCCAUCCCAGGGAACUUGCAAACAGACCACUUUUCCCCAGUCGGGGGGCCAGCAUGUCCUCCUGCUAAUGGGACUGAAGCGACAUGGGGCUUACAAAGCCACUUGCUCUCCUCCCCAGGAGAACCUGCGAGGCUCCUCCUCCACAUGGAUAAUGGCAACUCACUCCGGAAGUGACAGGGCUAUCAUUAUGCACUUGGGAGAAAAAUGAAGGGCUGACUUAAUUAAAGUUAGGUAAGAAGAUUCAUUUAUGUCACGGUCACCCCACCAGGAAGGCAUGGGGCUUUCUUGAACAGAAACAAAGACGCUCUCCAAUCUGAAUUUUGUGUUCCAAUGAUUUUUUUUUUUUUUAAACGGGAACAUCUGUCUCACCAAUUUUCAAACAUUCUUUACAUUGUAUUAGCAUCAUGGCAAGACAGCUGUUUGACGCUGGUACUUAACAGAUCCUGUACAUGGAUAGGAUCCAUGUCAAUUGGCAGUGACUUUUCUGCAUAUCAAAAGGUCUGCUGGUCACCAAGGCAGGGAUCCCUACAAAUCACAGAUUGAAAGGUUUGAUAGAAAAGAUUUCUUUCUUCUGAAACUCACCUUCCUCAGCUAACGCAAGAAAAGCUCCCCCCUCCCUCCCAAGAGAGACGCGCAUGCCAGAGCUCACUUUUCAGGGCACUUGCGAAUAAUUGAAAGAAAAACUCAAUUAGAAUUUUAUUUCUGGACUAGAGAGGAGGCUCAGUGGUUAAGAGCACUUACUGAGAAUCUGAAUUCAGUUCCCGGGACCCAGGACAGGUGGCUCAUAGUCACCAGUUACUCCAGUUCCUUUUUCUGGCUCCCACAGUCUGUCUUGUACACAUGCAAAUACCCAUACACAAACGCAUACUCAUAUACAUAAUUAAAAACAAAAGCAAAUAAAAAUAUUUCUAAGGUGUACUUUCCUUGCUAUCCUUUGGUCAGUGAUGAACUCCUUUAUGGAGAAUGCAUUCAGCUUCUUAGUUCAUUCCUUUCUCUUUCUUUCUUUCUUUCUUUCUUUCUCUCUUUCUUUCCCUUCCUUCCUUCCUUCCUUCCUUCCUUCCUUCCUUCCUUCCUUCCUUUCUCUCUCUUUCUCUCUUUCUUUCUUUCUUUCUUUCUUUCUUUCUUUCUUUCUUUCUUUCUUUCUUUCUUUCUUUUCUUUUAAUGUCCAUUUUAUUUUAUCAUGUUUUUAGACAGCCGCCCAGUCUGUAGCUUAACUUGGCCUGAAACCCACUACAUAACCAGGCUGAACAUCUCUACUUUAACAUGAAAUAUUUUCUUCAUGUAGCAGCAGAAUAUUUUCCAAUACUGACCUAUUUGAUUUUAAGUUCAUGUUAUGCAUGUUAAAUAUUUCUGAGUGUAUGCAAUUGGAGCCCGUUUCUCCUUUAUUUGCAUUAGCCUUAUGUUUCCAGAACCUUUAUCUAUCACCCCAAACCAGACCUCUUGAAAGCUCAUUAUGAUCUUGGCCUGAGAAUGUAUCCCAGGAAGAGGUGGGGGCACAGGUGAACUGUUAGAGAGCACACGUGGCUUGUUACUUAACAACCUUAAAGCCUUCAACUUUGCUGUUAGACUAGUAGCAUGCUUCAUAAGUCAGUUAUGACAGGCUGAUUUAGAAGGGCAGUUCAGCUACCUGAGAUAGUAGGCAUGAAGUUCCAACUAUAGAUUCUGUGGUCUUCCUCUGAAUUGGUAAUAUAUUCUGAAAUGGUCCAGAAGGGCAAAGCAAUAGGAAAAAGCAUUCUUGGGACGGAAGAGCAUGUUAUUUUAGAGUUGUUAUAUCUCUUUCCACCUGGCUAUAUAUCAUGUUUUUGGAACAGCCUUGCUCAGUGGGGACCAUGAACAAAGCUUUGCAGUUAUCCUAGCCCAUUACUGUGAUGGUCUUAGCUAAGCCUCAUUUUCAAGGUCUCCACCCUUGACCGACUAGAAUGUGCCAAGUUCUCUAAUGGGAACGUUUCCUUCUGGGUUCUCAUUCUUGGUAAGUGGGACCUACCAGUCCGGUAGGUGAUCUGUUCUCCAGACUGAACCUGGUUUCACUUUUUGUGUGUGUGUGGGUUGCCACCUCCUCUCCAUGCUUCUUUCAUCUCACACAGGGAUGUCUCCAGUUUGGAAUCCCAGCCAUCCUCUAAAUUCUAUCUAGAUUAGAUUAGUUAUCUUUUGGCUUAAACUCCUCAAUGACCACACUGCCUGUGAAAUCCAAAUGACCUCACAUGGGGUAAGAGGUCCACUGUGAACGAUGAGGCUUACUGUCUGAGAAGUCCUCUUGUCAGCUUGGGCUGCACACAGCUCUGCAAACACUUACAUAGCUCCAUGGCUUUGGCUCAUCUUUCUACUCUUGAUGUCCUCUGUUGGGUCCAGUGGUUUGGUAGACACGUUUCUCCUAGAAUAAUGGGUUAGUGGUAGGUACAUGAGCUUCCUAACGAGACUUGGGGAGCUAUCUGUUCUCUAUUCUCAAAUGUCUCAGGAUACUUCUCUCAUUCUCUGGCUAAAAAUUGAAGCCCUUGUGGGGCAGGGUCCAUGCAUUGCUAGUCUUUGGGUGUCCAGUGUUAGCACAUGAAUGAGCCUAUCUGUUAUCGACUCAAUUCUUUAAUUUGGUGAUAAUUUGCUAUGCCUUGGUAGUCUUUAAUGUGCAGCUCUGCAUGUAAGAGCUCCUUGGUAAAAGGGUGACCAGCAUAAGCCUGUCUUGCUUCAGAAUAUCAGAAAGUUAAAUACAUCCACACAUCCACAAUCUAAUACAAUUAGCACCACAAUGCCAAUAGGCAAGCGUUGACCCUUCCUCAAUCCACAGUUAGUUACUUCUCUAUGAACUGAAAUUUUAGAAAUGACUUGGCAGAAAGAAGAGCCUUCACUGAAAGGACAUGAUGACUCAUGCUGCGGUCUGUAUUCCCUCAAGACUGAAGGGCUUUUUGGCACCAUUUUGCCUCUACAUAGUCCUUGUACAUUUUGAGCCCUUAGAAAAAGUCAGCAGAAUGGCUUAUGAGCAUUGAACUUCAUCAGAGUUUCUUUCACAAGUCCUGCAGUUUAUCACCUAACAGACCACCCUCCUCUGUGAUCAGUGUUCCUAUUAGCCCUCUGGAGGGGUUUACUUGCUAUGGUGUCAAGAAUAGUGGGAAAAUGAGGACUUCUGACUUGGUUGAAUGCAGAUUUCAAUCCAUCUGUGUCGCUUCUCAGCUCUGUUGCCAAGGGUGAGUUCUGCUAAAUUUCCCUUGUUUAUAUGGCAGGACAAUGCACUCAUAUUGAAACUUAAAGGUCGGAUUAUCACCUAUCUAGUUCAUAGCAGUAACCAUGCACCAAUUAUGGACACAUCUAUUUAAAAUAAGAUAUUGUAAUAUGAAAAUUAUUCCUUGGUUUUUUUUUUCCCACACAACAAAAUUACAUGUUGAUUCUCACAGGGCAUAUAAAUUACUGAUUAGAAUUAUUUAUAACUAGCCAGUUCUUAACAUCUUUUUUAUUUCAACUCACAAAGUUAUUGUACCACAAAAAAUACCCCGAUUGCCUGCAGAGACAUUAUGAGUAAGGUCUACAGGGAACAAACAGUCGACAUUAAAAAAAAAAAAAUCAGCUUUCUGCAAUUGUCUCUGUUAUUAUCUGCAAGGAACUCUGCAUAAUGCAUUUUAAACCAGGAUGUCUGGCUGCCACAUCCACAUGAAAUGCUUGAAUUUUAUGGUCCUUAAAUAUUUAAUGAUUCGUUGGAAAAAAUGUGAAAUAUGUCCAUUAAAUUGCAUCCCUUUCUCUAACCCAUGGUUUUAAACGAUUUUGGUCACGCACCUUUCGCAAGAUGCCUGAUCUACUAUUGACACGUAAAUAUUUCUGUGUUGUCACAGUGUGGUUUAUUACAAAUAAAAUUCUGUGAUGACUUCCAAAA
Messenger RNA from Meriones unguiculatus (Mongolian gerbil), 10047 nucleotides. RefSeq names its product collagen type IV alpha 4 chain (gene Col4a4). Gene Ontology annotation, molecular function: extracellular matrix structural constituent. The transcript has 48 exons. The record is from RefSeq and is a predicted model, not a curated record. NCBI's taxonomy places the organism in Eukaryota, Metazoa, Chordata, Mammalia, Rodentia, Muridae. Gene Ontology annotation, cellular component: collagen trimer. The coding region runs from base 299 to 5341 and encodes 1680 amino acids.